AGAAAGUUUAUCCUACCUACCGCUCUCCAAAAUGGCCAAGUAUAGCUCCAUUCUGGUAGCCAUACUCCUUUCCUUCACAGUCGUUCAAGCUGAACUACCAGCUGCCGCUCCUGGUAUUGUCGUAGAUUCAUCUGUCAGCCAUCAUGCUGCCGGAUAUCGCGUCAAUGGUCAUGCUCAGAAAACCAAGACUGGUUUGCACCUUCCUUUAGUCCUAAAUGAUGGCAAGAAAGACUUUUAUGGCAAGACCAUCAGCAAAUUAAGUGUUGACGUUGAAUACGAGACUAGUGACAGACUUCACGUUCGUAUUGCUGACACUGCCGGAAAACAAUACUUGGUUCCUGAUUCACCCCUUGGUCUCGUUCGACCCAAGACAAAAAAGGCUGCCUCUCACCCCAACUAUUCUUUCCACUAUACCGACAAGCCAUUUUCCUUCAAGGUCACUCGUAAUUCCGACAAGGAGGUCCUCUUUGAUACCACUGGCCAGCCUCUUGUUUUCGAAGAUCAAUAUCUCGAAUUGACCACCAAGGUUCCAGACAACGCCAACUUGUAUGGCUUUGGUGAAGUAACUGGUGCUUACCGUCGCAACAACCAUGCCAACGUCACUACCUUGUGGGCAAGAGAUGUUGCUGAUCCUUUCUACCAAAAUCAAUACGGAAGUCAUCCUGCCUACACUGAAAUCCGUGACGGAAAAGCUCAUGGUAACCUUUUGUUGAACGCUCACGGAAUGGACAUCUUCACCAUGACUGGAAGAAUCACAUACAAGGUCAUUGGAGGUGUUCUUGACUUUUACUUCUUCGUCCCUGAACCUGCCACUCCCAACGCUGUUGUUUCCUCCUACACUGAUUUGGUUGGCAAGUCCAUUAUGCCUGCACAAUGGAUGUUGGGUUGGCACCAAUGUCGUUAUGGUUAUCAUAACAUCUCUGAGGUUGAUGGUGUUGUUGAAGCUUACCGUGAUAACAAAAUUCCUCUUGAAACCAUGUGGACUGAUAUUGAUUAUAUGGAUCGCACAAAGGAUUUCACCUUUGACCCUAUCAAUUUCCCUAUUUCCAAGGUUAAGGCACUUACAAGCAAGCUUCAUAGCCGCAAGCAACGCUAUGUUGUCAUGAUUGAUCCUGCCAUCUCUACCAACACCAGUUAUGAGCCAUAUAGCAGAGGUCACAAUUUGGACGUAUUCAUGAAAUUGAAUGACUACAAGACUGAGCUUCAGGGACAGGUUUGGCCAGGCUACACUGCAUUCCCUGAUUGGUGGCAUCCUAAUGUCCAAAAAUACUGGGACUACGAAGUCGAUACUUUCAUGAAGUCCAUUGAGUUGGAUGGUGUAUGGAUCGAUAUGAACGAACCUUCAUCUUUCUGCUUGGGCUCCUGCGGUACCGGCAAACGAAACGAAUCUCCUGAAUUCUGGUGGAACUUGCCUGCAGACGAUUAUGUUAAACUUCACGCUGAGUGGGAAGCUAACCUUAAUGCACUCGGCACUGGUGUUCCUGGAGACUCCAGAAACUUGCUCUAUCCUCCUUAUGUCAUUAACAAUGGUGCUGGAAACCUUAGUGAAAAGACUGCUCCUACUACUGCUCUUCACUACGGUAAAGUUCCUCACUAUGAUGUUCACAACCUUUACGGCCAUGCUGAGUCCCAUAUUACCAACAAUGCUAUCCAAAAGUACCGCCCUGGAGAGCGUGUAUUCUUGCUUACCCGUUCACAAUUCCCUGGAACAGGAAAGAACGCCGGUCACUGGACUGGAGACAAUUACUCCCAGUGGAACUAUCUUAAGGUUUCCAUUGCUGCUGUACUGCAGAUGCAGCAGAUGGGUAUUGCUUUCUCCGGCUCUGAUAUUUGCGGCUUCAAUGGUGAUACCAACAUGCAGCUUUGCGCCAGAUGGCAAGCGCUUGGAUCUUUGUAUCCAUUCGCUCGUAACCACAACGGUAUCGGUCAAAUCUCGCAAGAACCUUACAGAUGGCCUGAAGUUGCUGAAGCUACUAGACUUGCUUUGGCUGCUCGCUAUGCCAUGAUGCCUUACUUGUAUACCUUGUUUGAAGAAGCCAACACUGUUGGUACUGGUGUCUGGCGCCCUCUUAUUUUCGAAUACCCCAAGGAUGAUAGAUUUUUGGCUGAGGAUGUUCAAUUCUUGAUUGGUGACUCUGUGCUUGUGUCUCCCAUCGUUGUUGAGAACGCAACCUCAAUCCAUGCUAAGUUCCCUACCGGUGUUUGGUAUGACUGGUACAACGGAAAGCCUGUUAACGGACCCACCUCCAAGACCAUUGAGGCUCCUCUCACCCACAUUCCUCUCCACGUUCGUGGUGGCGCUAUUCUGCCUUUGAAGGCUCCCAAGAUGACUAUUGAUGCUACAUAUGCUACACCUUACGAACUCCUUGUUGCUCUCGACAAUUCUGGAAAGGCCAGCGGACGAUUGUAUAUUGAUGAUGGUCAUUCCAUUGAACAACCAAAGACCUCAGAUAUUGAUUUCAAGUUCGCAAAGGGCAAGCUCUCAGCUAGCGGAAAGUUCCACUACCACGAGCAGACCAAACUAGAGAAGAUCGCUGUUCUAGGAAGCUCUUACAAGUCUGUUAAAGUCAACGGUAAAUCCUACAGUGUCCGCAAGGAUUCUACUACUGGCGCAUAUGUUGCUCAAGGGUUCAAGAUCGACCUCACCAAACCUUUCUCAGUUGAGUUCCAUUAAACUGUGGACCGUUGGCUCGAUGGUCACAGCAUUUUCCUUGCUCAAAUAGGCAAUAAAAUAUUAUAAUAUCAUAAU
Umbelopsis ramanniana AG is the source of this 2749-nucleotide messenger RNA. RefSeq lists its product as uncharacterized. The transcript has 9 exons. Gene Ontology annotation, biological process: carbohydrate metabolic process. The record is from RefSeq and is a predicted model, not a curated record. Lineage: Eukaryota; Fungi; Mucoromycota; Umbelopsidomycetes; Umbelopsidales; Umbelopsidaceae. Gene Ontology annotation, molecular function: hydrolase activity, hydrolyzing O-glycosyl compounds; carbohydrate binding. Bases 32 to 2674 code for a protein of 880 amino acids.